Molecule: messenger RNA, 1827 nt
Organism: Thalassophryne amazonica
Lineage: Eukaryota; Metazoa; Chordata; Actinopteri; Batrachoidiformes; Batrachoididae
Product: SNW domain-containing protein 1-like
Exons: 14
Coding region: 59-1672 (537 amino acids)
Biological process (GO): mRNA splicing, via spliceosome
Cellular component (GO): spliceosomal complex
Source: RefSeq, a predicted model, not a curated record
AACGCAGGUUGGCAACCGCCAUAAAUUUCGAAGAAGAGAAGGAAGAACACAGUUCGUUAUGUCUUUGUCGAGUUUUCUACCAGCACCAACUCAGUUGUCCCAGGAUCAGCUGGAGGCUGGGGACAGGCUUCAAGCCCAGACAUCCUACUCCACUGACUUGGUUUCGUCCCGUCGAGAACCCCCUCUUUACGGGCACAGACAGGGCUGGGUCCCUCGUGCCCUGGAGGAUUUUGGAGAUGGAGGAGCAUUCCCAGAGAUCCAUGUGGCCCAGUUUCCCCUGGAGAUGGGCAGGAAGAAAAGAACGUCCAACGCUUUGGCUGUCCAGGUGGAUGCAGAAGGAAAAAUCAAGUAUGAUGCUAUAGCCAGACAAGGACAAAGCAAGGAUAAGGUAAUCUUCAGCAAGUACACUGAUUUGCUGCCGAAAGAAGUUCUGAAUGAUGAAGCUUCAGAACUCCAGAAGCCAGAUGAGGAUGCAGUCAGAGAGCUGACAGAAAAGACUCGUGCAGCUCUGAACAAACAGGUAACUCAAAAGAUUGCUGCGGCCAUGCCUGUGAGGGCUGCAGACAAACAGGCGCCUGCACAGUACAUCAGGUACACGCCAUCCCAACAGGGAAUGGCAUUUAACUCGGGGGCUAAGCAGAGGGUGAUCCGUAUGGUGGAAAUGCAGAAAGACCCCAUGGAGCCUCCACGUUUUAAAAUCAACAAGAAGAUCCCUCGAGGACCUCCUUCUCCUCCUGCUCCUGUCAUGCAUUCACCAAACAGAAAAAUGACUGUGAAGGAGCAGCAGGAGUGGAAGAUUCCUCCUUGUAUUUCUAACUGGAAAAAUGCCAAAGGCUACACCAUUCCACUGGACAAACGUCUCGCUGCUGAUGGCAGGGGCCUCCAGACGGUCCAUAUCAAUGAGAACUUUGCCAAACUGGCUGAGGCGCUGUACAUCGCUGACAGAAAGGCCAGAGAAGCAGUAGAGAUGAGAGCCCAAGUAGAAAAGAAGAUGGCCCAGAAGGAGAAGGAAAAGAAGGAGGAGAAACUGAGGGAGUUGGCCCAAAUGGCCCGAGACCGCAGGGCCGGCAUAAAAAGUCACGGAGACAAAGCGGGCGGUGAAGAUGGUGAGGCCAGGGAGCGUGAUGAGAUCCGCCAUGACAGAAGGAAAGAGAGGCAGCAUGACAGGAACAUUAACCGGGCUGCUCCUGAUAAGAGGUCAAAGCUGCAGAGAGACCAAGACAGGGACGUCAGUGAACUCAUCGCUCUGGGACUGCCAAACCCUCGGAGCUCCAGUGAGGCCCAGUAUGACCAGCGACUGUUCAAUCAGAGCAAGGGGAUGGACAGCGGUUUUGCUGGCGGUGAGGAUGAGACGUAUAACGUGUACGAUCAGCCAUUCAACAGUGGCAGAGACAUGGCCCAAAACAUCUAUCGUCCCAGCAAGAAUCUCAACAAGGAUGCCUACGCCGACGACUUUGACGCACUCACUCGUGAAACAAGGUUUGUUCCAGACAAAAGUUUCUCGGGUGUGGAGCACGGCCAGAGGCGGGAGGGGCCUGUCCAGUUUGAGGAGGAUCCAUUUGGUCUGGAUAAGUUCUUGGAGGAGGCCAAGCAGCAUGGUGGCUCCAAAAGGCCGUCAGCCAGCAGCCGCUCAAAGGAUGACUACCAUGCAAAGAAGCGCAGGAAGGAGUGACCGCAGAAGGGCGUGGCAUUGAGAUCGACUGAGUGCACCCGUGCUAGAUUAAGAUGCACCAACGACAAGUUCAUUGUUCUUGUUUGUUUUAGGAUGAUUUUUCUUCUUGUUCAGGUAAUUGUAUAAAAUAAUAAAUGUCUGUACCUUUUCUUGUU